AAAGAAGAAUAUAUUGCAACAUUCAAGGGAUCAGAAUACUUCUGCUAUGAUUUAUCUCAGAAUCCCAUACAGAGUAGCAGUGAUGAAAUAACUCUGUCAUUUAAAACACUUCAGAGGAAUGGACUGAUGCUUCACACAGGAAAAUCGGCUGAUUAUGUCAAUCUUGCACUGAAAAAUGGAGCUGUCUCCUUGGUCAUUAAUUUGGGCUCAGGGGCCUUUGAAGCGCUGGUGGAACCUGUGAAUGGGAAAUUUAAUGACAAUGCCUGGCAUGAUGUGAAAGUAACCAGGAAUCUGCGUCAGGUGACAAUAUCAGUGGAUGGAAUUCUGACCACAACGGGAUACACGCAAGAAGACUACACCAUGCUGGGCUCUGAUGACUUUUUCUAUGUUGGAGGCAGUCCUAGCACAGCAGACCUCCCGGGGUCGCCAGUCAGUAACAACUUUAUGGGCUGUCUCAAAGAGGUUGUAUAUAAAAAUAAUGAUGUCAGGUUGGAACUAUCUCGACUUGCCAAGCAAGGAGAUCCUAAAAUGAAGAUUCAUGGGGUUGUAGCAUUUAAAUGUGAGAAUGUUGCAACCUUAGAUCCAAUCACAUUUGAAACACCAGAGUCUUUCAUCUCCUUGCCAAAGUGGAAUGCCAAGAAAACAGGCUCAAUAUCAUUUGACUUUCGUACUACUGAGCCAAAUGGCCUGAUUCUUUUCAGUCAUGGAAAACCAAGACACCAAAAAGAUGCCAAACAUCCACAGAUGGUGAAGGUUGACUUUUUUGCCAUUGAAAUGCUUGAUGGCCACCUCUACCUGCUCUUAGACAUGGGAUCGGGUACUAUAAAAAUAAAAGCUUUGCAGAAGAAGGUGAAUGACGGUGAAUGGUACCACGUGGAUUUUCAACGGGAUGGACGAUCAGGGACCAUAUCUGUGAACACAUUACGUACACCAUAUACUGCACCAGGGGAAAGUGAAAUCCUUGACUUGGAUGAUGACUUGUAUCUUGGAGGCUUACCAGAAAAUAAAGCAGGCCUCAUCUUCCCAACAGAGGUGUGGACAGCACUUCUCAAUUAUGGAUACGUCGGCUGCAUUAGAGAUUUAUUUAUUGAUGGUCAAAGCAAAGAUAUUCGACAGAUGGCUGAAAUUCAAAGUACAGCUGGAGUAAAACCCUCAUGCUCAAGAGAAACUGCGAAACCUUGCCUUAGCACCCCCUGUAAAAACAAUGGUGUAUGCAGGGAUGGGUGGAACAGAUAUGUUUGUGAUUGCUCUGGUACAGGGUACCUUGGCAGAUCGUGCGAAAGAGAGGCAACAAUUUUAAGCUAUGAUGGAAGUAUGUUUAUGAAAAUACAACUCCCUGUUGUGAUGCAUACAGAGGCCGAAGAUGUUUCUUUACGGUUCAGGUCCCAACGAGCUUAUGGUAUUUUAAUGGCAACAACUUCUAGGGAAUCUGCAGAUACCCUUCGUUUAGAGUUGGAUGCAGGACGAGUUAAACUAACGGUCAACCUAGACUGUAUCAGGAUUAACUGUAAUUCCA
Molecule: messenger RNA, 1516 nt
Organism: Mesitornis unicolor (brown roatelo)
Lineage: Eukaryota; Metazoa; Chordata; Aves; Mesitornithiformes; Mesitornithidae
Product: neurexin-1
Exons: 6
Source: RefSeq, a predicted model, not a curated record